This is a messenger RNA of Betta splendens (Siamese fighting fish), 4508 nucleotides long. It is a transcript of the gene rnf216, whose product is annotated as ring finger protein 216. The record is from RefSeq and is a predicted model, not a curated record. NCBI's taxonomy places the organism in Eukaryota, Metazoa, Chordata, Actinopteri, Anabantiformes, Osphronemidae. Bases 896 to 4168 code for a protein of 1090 amino acids. The transcript is spliced from 16 exons.
ACUCUGUUCUUGUUUUGGCAGUUUGUUUCGAUAUUCACGGAUUGUGAGUCCAGCGAGAAGGCGUUUUGAACUGCUAAUCCAACACGACACAGCGGUAUCGUAUGACUGUGCAGCCCCGUUUGUCCCAGCGAAAUGUUAGAUUGUGCACAUUUGGUUGGAGGCAACGUUAUUGAUGGAAAUCCUAACUAGUUACCCAACAGGCUAGCCUGCUAGCCAAGCUAAUUACUGUUAGCUCAGUUAGCUGAGAGCAGUGCUUCUGUGUUUGUGCGGAAAUGACCGAUUUGUGCUGGAUUUCAAACACAGCACCCGAAACCUCGACACUUUAUUACAGUGUUAAGGCAAAUGUUAAGACGGCGAAUCAAGCAUUAGUUUUACGAGCUACAAUCACAGCGCUGCCAGUUCCUCGCAUUGUUAGCGUCUACUGGCAAAAUGUGAGGUUUCCAAUGAUUUAUGGUCAACUUCGAUCCGAUCCACGGCGACCUGAACUUAGUUAGCGAGAGAAGGUAACGGAGCGAGUGCGUCACACUGUUCCAGUGAAGCCAGGCUCGUAUCAGGGCAACUUUCUCUCAGCCUGUGCGCGCUGCUCGUAGCUGUUAAUUCAGAGCGACACGAAUCCGAACCAUUCGUUUGUCGUAUUUAAAGUUUGAGCUUUUCGCGUUAGCACGCCGUCGCGUACGUGCUUCAAAAGUUGUUGGGUGCCGUUGUGUGGUCAGUGUUUACAGUAACAGGGAGGGGUUCGGUUCCUGUCUGUUACGACAAGUCGUCGGUUUUAAAGCGAAACCUCUGAAUUCCAGGGGAAUAACAGCACUAACGGCGGCGUUUGUUUGCGUGUGGAGCGUAGAUGCUAGUGGUUUAGCAGUGACCGUGUCCGGGAACUGGCGAGUGCUCAUUCACGAUGGCAGAUGGAGGCAGCGAUGACGACGUUAUUCACCUGGCGAGUUUCAACGUGCACCGCGGCCAAGGCUCCAGUGCCCGCCCAAGGGAACUUAUCACCAUUUCAGAUGACUCCGAUGAGGAGCCUGUGGCUCUGGUACCUGGCAGUCCGGUUCUAGUUCCAGAUGAUGCUGAUGAUGAUGAUGACAUCAAAAUACUGGAGCAACAAACUCCUGCACGAAGACAUGUGAUUCGCCCUGCAGCCAAAUGGAAUGGGGCCUGCCGCACCCUUGUUCAACAUGUAACUCAUAAGAGAUCAUCGUCGGGGAUUUCUACAGGCCACCCAGAUCCUGCCCCCUCUACCUCCAGAGAUGCCAGCGCCACGUCCUCCUCCACAGCACAGCCAGCUAUAAAAACACAGACGCCGGUGCAGUGUAGCUCAUCUGGACGCACGCAGGCACAACCGGGCCCCUCGUCAUGCUCACUGUCUCAGCCUCAAGUUGACACACACUCACAUCCACAGGGCGGCACGCUGGCAUGUACUGAUGCAGACUCUUCUAUCCAAACCUCAUCUACCUCCACGAAUGCCAAGGCGAACGCCGUCUCAUCUAGGUCUCCUACAGUUUUUCAGCCUCAGCCCAGCACAUCUGGACUUUCAAAGCCUCAAGCGGCCCCUUCAGCGCACUCAUCAGUAGAGCCCCAGGCGAGCACCUCGGCUGGUGCCACAAGGAUUCAAGAAAAGACUAGUGCAACUACUUUUACACAAGACAAGUCUCAGAGCAGUACGUCAUGGGUACAGCCUGGUACAUCCACACAGCUUCUGUCCAGUCAAACCGCACUUCUACGGCCCCCGGUUCUACAGGUCAAGGAGGUGAAGGUAGUUGUUCAUCCUCAUCACCCAAGCAUCCAAGCCUCUACUCUAAUAACCCAACCCCAGCUGCAUCUCAGGAGGCAGAACCUGCAGCAACCUUUUUCAAUUAAUGGAAUGCAGGGUAACCUCAUUCAGAUUGAACCACAGCCCCUGGCCCAGGCUCCCGCCCAGCCUCCGGUCCAGCCUCCUCAGCCCCCUCAGGUAGUACCGGUCAUUCCCUCUGCAGUGCUCAUUGCAGCAGCUCCAGAGAGGUUAGGACCCCAAGAGGCAGGUCACCGGAUCAUCCUGGGCAGCCAGGCGCCAGGGGAGGCUGUUCCCAAUCCCCUGCCACCAGCAAGUGCCCAUAACGUCAACAUCAGAGUGAUUCGUGCGAACUCCAAUCCUCCUGCUCCUCCAGUUCCUGUAGCUUCAGUUCCCAACUAUGUAAGAGUGGAGGCUCGUGCCGUUCUGGCUUCAGCUCCAAACCAUGAAAGGGUCAACGCAGCGCCUGGCUUGGUCGUGGUCCCUCCUGGACCAGAAGACCUUCCCCAAAUCGAGGAUGCCAGACCUGGGCCGUCUGCGCCACGAGAGCGAUUAGAGCAGCAUUCCCACAUCCAAACCCUGGUCACGGGUGUUUUGGAUUUGUUUCCUGAUGUUGAAGAAGCUUAUGUAGCAGAACUGAUCCAAACCAAUAAUGUGAAAGACUUGAAUGUUAUCUGUAACCUCCUGUUGGAGAAUUCAGAAUAUCCAACGAGGGACAUGACUGCAGCCACAGCAGCUCCCAGCAGCAUCCUGCUGGAGUCUGGAGACGCCCAGGCAGAGGUUAGCGAAGACCUGUUUGAUUACUCCAAGCUGGAUCAGGUGGGGCCCGAGUCUAUGAUGCAGGCUGCGGACCUGCUCAUGGCGGAUUUCCGCAUGCUCAGCUGUCAGGAUAUAAAAUGGGCUCUCAAUACUCUGAAGGGACACUAUGCAAUCACUCGCAAGGCCUUAUGUGAAUCUCUGAAGAAAUGGCAGGAUUCAGGGAAGCGACGACGGAGCAGAGCCUCAUCAGAGCGCUGCUACAUUGAUUUCCAUUUUGAGCAUGGUUCAGUGAAGUUUGACAGGAGAAUGUAUUUUUUGGAGAAUGACCGUCGCUACUGCAAAACGUACAUCAACCUGACGGAUUCUGUGCAAAAGGAGAUGACGUUUUAUCAGCAAAAAGCCAAGGAAUGGGCCGAGCACGAGGACUUUCUGCUGGCGCUGCAGGUCAAUGAAGACGAGUACAAGAAGGACGGUCAGCUGAUUGAGUGCGGCUGCUGCUUCGGGGAGUUUGCGUUUGAGAAGAUGACCCAGUGCUCGGACGGUCAUCUGUUCUGUAAAGAGUGCCUGGUCAAAUACGCUCAGGAGGCGGUGUUUGGCUCCGGAAAGCUGGAGCUGAGCUGCAUGGAGGGGAGCUGCCCCUGCUCCUACCCAGUGUGUGAGCUGGAGAAGGUCCUGCCUGAGAACAUCCUGUGCAAAUACAACGAGAGGCAGGCGGAGGAGGCGGUCGCUGCCACCUGCGCUGAUGAGCUUGUGCGGUGUCCGUUUUGCAACUUCCCGGCCUUGUUGGACAAAGACAUGUCUCUGUUCAGCUGUCCCAACCCUCGGUGCCGUAAGGAGAGCUGCAGGAAGUGUCACGUGCAGUGGAAGCAGCAUGUGGGCAAGACGUGUGAGCAGGUCCUGGAGAGGGACGAGAUCCGCAUGAGGGUUCUCUUCGAGGAGCGCAUGACGGCAGCUCGAGUGAGGAAGUGCGUGAAGUGUGGGACGGGCCUGGUCAAGUCCGAGGGCUGCAACCGCAUGUCGUGCCGCUGCGGCAGCUUCAUGUGCUACCUUUGCCGGGAGCCCAUCACCGGCUACAACCACUUCUGUCAGCACGCUCGCUCCCCUGGAGCUCCCUGCCGCCACUGCCGCAAGUGCUCCCUCUGGACGGAUCCCACGCAAGAUGACGAGCGAACCAUUCAGGAGAUCCAGAAGGAAGGAGAGGCAGAGCUGAACAAGAAAUGUGCAGAUAAUUCAGGGAAGAGAGUCGGUCCUCCUGCAGAGCCCAUCGCCGACGCCAAGCGGCCCCGUGUGGGUCCUCCCCCGGAGAACCUCCCCAACCCCAACCCCGCCGCGCCUCCUCCCCCCCAGGCCGUCCAGGCUCCCCUAUUCGUGCCCCCCCACCCCGACUACCCUCCCCCCCAGGGCCGGAUGGGCAUGUACAAUCAGGUGAUCAUGCCUCGGCUGCCCCCCGCGCCCUACGUGCCCCCCCUGCCUCACUUCCCCCCCCUCCACAACAACAACAUCCACCGGCGCCGCCACCACCAUCACGACAACCAACACCAAGGUAACAUGAACAUCCACAACCCUCCUGGUAACCUGCACCACCCCAUAAUGGACCUGCCCAUGCACUACGGACCACCAUACCGCUACUACAGACGCUUCUAACACUGACCACACACCGGAUUAUUAUUGUUUUGUUUUGUUUUUCAUUUUUGCGCGAUACCUGACUGGUUCUUUGGUUCUAAUAAAUAUUUGCUUCGCUCAUGUCAUGAAGUGAUCGAUUCUUCUAUAGAACCAGACUCAAAUCAGAAGCCAGAACCUUGGAACACUGACGCCAUCCCUGCAUUUCAUGUUUCUGCUUUGUUUUCCUCUUUAAAAAAAACUUAGAAUAUUUGCAGUUUUUACAGCUAUUUUGGAGAAAAUAAUAAAUGUUAGCAAAUCACUGUGUCUUUUGUGUAACGUGGGAGAGACACUGUUUCUAAUAAAAAUGUUCUUGUUGCCUUGA